Molecule: messenger RNA, 351 nt
Organism: Periconia digitata
Lineage: Eukaryota; Fungi; Ascomycota; Dothideomycetes; Pleosporales; Periconiaceae
Source: the annotation of a GenBank genome assembly
CCCGAUUUCCUUGGCUGCUUACGGCUGUCUACGCGUAUGCAGCAUGACCUCCUCAACAAUCAUACCAACAUGGUCUGCUCGCAUUCUUGUUCAGGUAAUAGAAUCUACGGUUGUCUCAAGUCGGACAAUAUUGCUUGUCCUGAUAGAACCUAUCCAUUUCAUUCGCGCGACAGCAAGAUUCGAAGCCAAAUUGCCUCCUCGCUGUUCGCUAGACAAAUAUCGCUGAACUAUAUUAAGGUCGCAUCCCCUAGCCUAACGCUCUCCCUUUAUAUCGAAAAUAUUUGGAGGCCUAAACAUUACUUAACGACUGCAAUCAGCGCAUUUCAUCUACAUUUAACAUAUGGCGCGUGA